Medicago truncatula (barrel medic) is the source of this 2236-nucleotide messenger RNA. Its product is annotated as amidophosphoribosyltransferase, chloroplastic. The record is from RefSeq and is a predicted model, not a curated record. Gene Ontology annotation, molecular function: amidophosphoribosyltransferase activity. Bases 103 to 1812 code for a protein of 569 amino acids. Lineage: Eukaryota; Viridiplantae; Streptophyta; Magnoliopsida; Fabales; Fabaceae. Gene Ontology annotation, biological process: purine nucleobase biosynthetic process. The transcript has a single exon.
GAAUAGUGGUGGCAUUUUGGGCGCCCUAAACUAAAGUAACACUGAAAACCUAGAACUGACUUUGUCAUCCAAGUCUUCCUCACUCUUCUCUUUCGCAUAACAAUGGCCGCAACUCAAACUCUCUCUUCUUCCUUAGCGAAACCCUCCCUUCUCCCUCCCAACAACAAUCGCUUCUUCUCCACAUCCCUCCAUAAACCUACUCUCCCCUCUCUCUCCGACACCCGAAAACCCCUUUUCCUCACUUCCUCCUCCAAAAACCCAAUUUCCGACAUCAUCCUCUCCAACAAAAACCACCCACAAGACGAGGUUGUUUUCAUCAACGACGACAAGCCUCGUGAAGAGUGCGGCGUUGUUGGUAUCUACGGCGACUCAGAAGCCUCCCGUCUCUGCUACUUAGCCCUCCACGCUCUCCAACACCGCGGCCAAGAAGGCGCUGGAAUCGUCACCGUUAACAACAACGUUCUUCAAUCCAUCACCGGUGUUGGUCUUGUCUCCGAUGUCUUCAACGAAACCAAACUCGAUCAGUUACCCGGAAGCUUAGCCAUCGGCCAUGUUCGUUAUUCUACUGCUGGACAGUCCAUGUUGAAGAAUGUUCAACCUUUUGUUGCUGGGUACCGUUUUGGUUCUGUUGGUGUUGCUCAUAACGGUAAUUUAGUUAAUUAUCGUACUUUAAGAGCUAAGCUUGAAGAAAAAGGUUCGAUUUUUAACACUACUUCUGAUACUGAAGUUGUUCUUCAUUUGAUUGCUACUUCAAAGCAUAGACCUUUUAUUUUAAGAAUUGUUGAUGCAUGUGAGAAGCUUGAAGGUGCUUAUUCGAUUGUGUUUGUUACUGAGGAUAAGCUUGUUGCUGUGAGGGAUCCAUUUGGGUUUAGGCCUUUGGUUAUGGGGAGGAGAAGUAAUGGUGCUGUUGUUUUUGCUUCUGAGACUUGUGCUCUUGAUUUGAUUGAAGCUACUUAUGAGAGGGAAGUUUUCCCUGGUGAGGUUAUUGUGGUUGAUAAUAAUGGGAUUCAAUCGCUUUGUUUGAUGGCACAUCCGCAGCCGAAGCAGUGUAUCUUCGAGCAUAUUUACUUUGCUUUGCCUAAUUCUGUUGUUUUUGGUAGGUCUGUGUAUGAAUCGCGUAGGCGAUUUGGUGAGGUGCUUGCUACUGAGAGUCCUGUUGAUUGUGAUGUUGUGAUAGCUGUUCCUGAUUCUGGUGUUGUGGCUGCUCUUGGUUAUGCUGCGAAAGCUGGUGUUCCUUUUCAGCAAGGGUUGAUUAGGUCACACUAUGUAGGAAGGACUUUCAUUGAGCCAUCUCAGAAAAUUAGGGAUUUUGGUGUGAAGUUGAAGCUUUCGCCUGUUCGUGCUGUGCUUGAAGGUAAAAGGGUUGUUGUCGUUGAUGACUCAAUUGUGAGGGGAACAACAUCGUCCAAGAUUGUGAGGUUGCUUAAGGAAGCAGGUGCAAAAGAAGUUCACAUGAGAAUUGCAAGUCCACCAAUUAUUGGUUCUUGUUACUAUGGUGUGGAUACACCUAGCUCAGAGGAGCUGAUAUCUAAUAGGAUGAGUGUUGAAGAAAUAAGGGAUUUUAUUGGAUCUGAUUCACUUGCUUUUCUUCCAAUUAAUAGCUUGCAUAGUAUGUUGGGUAAUGAUUCUCCUAAUUUUUGUUAUGCUUGUUUCUCUGGGAAAUACCCUGUUGAGCCUAGAGAGCUUAAGGUUAAAAGGGUUGGUGACUUUGUUGAUGAUGGUUUGAAUGGGAGUUUGGAACAAAUUGAUGGUGGUUGGGUUCAAGCCAACAGAAAUCCACCAAAAGAGGUGAAUACUGCUACUGGUCUUUGAGAACUUUUGCUUCAUAUUUAUGAUUUUGCACUUGGGAUUUUGUAUUACUCUUUCAUAAUAUUAAGGGUAUCUGUGUGAUCUAACCACAGUUGUGAGCUCCAUAUAGAGUUCAUCUAGAUUCUGAAGACCAGUGCUUAAUAGUGAUAAUUACAGAUCUGUUAUUUAGAGCUUUUGUCAUCUAGAACUAAGAAAAGUGACAUAAGAACUUUGCAUGUGUUUUCUUUGCCUCUUUUUACUUAAUAUAGGGUUUUAUUCAAAACAACUUAUAUUCCUAUAGUUUUGGAUAUUUCUUUUGCCCGUUCCAUCUCCAUUUCUUGUAUACUUUUGUUUUUUUUGGUAGUUGAAAGAAAGGGCAAUCCUAAUUAAACAAACGCAACUUCAUGUUUACUCGGUAAAAUAAUGAAAAAUUUCACCGUUGCUUGUU